Molecule: messenger RNA, 663 nt
Organism: Orbicella faveolata
Lineage: Eukaryota; Metazoa; Cnidaria; Anthozoa; Scleractinia; Merulinidae
Source: RefSeq, a predicted model, not a curated record
GUACCUGCAUUUACUAGUCAAACAGCUCUCUGCAUUUACAUACUGCAGCGGCCGCUCCACUAUACGGUAUUAAUUUGUUAGCUCCCUGAAUAAUUUAUUGAGUACCAGCUAAGAAAUCUAAAGCCACUUUUGCGCGUCCUGAAGCUUAAAACUGCGAAGUUCCCGCAGUUAGGUUUAGAGUUUCUCCAUCGGAAUAUGAAAGGUUUUACAAUCACACUGCUAAUCGUGGCGACUUUCUCUUUGUCAGCAUGUCUUCCUGCGAGAAAUCCAGCUGAGAAACUGCUGACGCGAGUGAAGAGGGAGGAUGAGGCUGCAAAGAAUGAUUCGAAAGCAGAGGAAGAAAGACCGGCUCCUGGUCUCGGUGGUACAAACGUACGAUUUCCCAUUUGCAUCUAUCAAUUGGGCAUGUCCAAUCGAUUCAGCAUCUGGGAUAAUCAAAUCACGGCCUCUUCUGCUCAUAGCAGUCUCCACCUGAAGCCACACAUGGGUCGGCUGAAUAACCCUUACGGGUCCUGGUGCAUAAAGAGAAGACAUCGGGGACCACAUUACCUGCAGAGUGAUCUUGGUAUGUAACAGGAUAUUAUGCACUAGUCACUCAUGUUACUCUCAAGGUCCAUUUUAGGUCCUAUUUAUGUGCCCUAGAAAAAGACAUUACAGAGAACG